Molecule: messenger RNA, 1098 nt
Organism: Symbiodinium natans
Lineage: Eukaryota; Dinophyceae; Suessiales; Symbiodiniaceae
Source: the annotation of a GenBank genome assembly
AUGGCCCGACCUGGCCUUCCUGUGUCCAUCCUCACUGGCUUCUUGGGCGCCGGCAAGACCACCCUUCUGAACCGCAUCCUCCAAAAUCGACAAGGCGCCCGCGUGGCAGUAUUUGUUAACGAGUUUGGCGCCGUGGACAUUGACGGUGACUUGAUUCGAUGGCAAGGGCACGUCGACGAGCAGAGGGUGGUCACCUUGGACAACGGCUGCAUGUGCUGCGAGGUGAACGCGGACUUGCGGCGACAGCUGCGAAGCUUGCUGAAGGCACGUGCGGAUCAAGUCGAACAGCUGGACCUGAUCGUCAUCGAAACGAGCGGCCUCUGUGACCCAGGUCCUGUGCUUGACACGCUGUCCCAGUUGGACGACCUGGCCUUCUCCUUGCACUUGGACACCGUCGUGACCGUUGUGGAUGCGAGCCACUUCAACGAGUCCACUUGCUUGCCCAAGGCUGCUGAGGAGCUCGGCGUCCAGAGCACGGCAUCGCAACAACUGAAGUACUGCGACCUGAUCCUCUUGAACAAAUGCGACCUGCUGGGCGGGGUCGCAUCCGCGGCCGCAGAUCGGGCGGAGGAAUCCUUGCAGAAGCUCCUCGGGGCACAGUCGACCGCGGCUCCACGUAUCAUCCGUGCAGCCCACGCAGAAGUGGAUCUGGCCUUGCUGACAUCGUGGGACGACCAGGACGCCAGGGAUACUGCGGGUGACGUGGCAGAAGCGGCGCCCACCAAGAGGCGCCGCGUGAGCGAGAAACUUGUGGUGGAUCGAAGCCAGCCACACGUGUAUCGUCAAAGCGCGGCGUCCUUUGUCUACAUGGCAUCUCGUCCCUUUGACCCUCUGCUCUUCGAAGAGUGGAUUGAAGAAGGGCUCCCACGCAGCAUUUGCCGUGCCAAAGGCCUUCUUUGGAUGCGCGGUGUGCCACGGCACGUGAUUUUCCAGCUGUCCGGCAACAGGACGAAUCCAUUCGAGACGGUGACUGGCGGGGGGACGCCGACAUCUUCGCGGCUGGUGUUCAUCGGCGUGGCGGGCAAGCUGCAGGAGUGCGAACAUCAGGUGAGACGAUCUUUGGACCAGUGCUUGUGCAAUGCACCGGGGGCAGUGUAA